GCAGCAUGUGGCGCUCCGCUGUCAGUAGCAACAAGCUGCGCAAACCAUGCAGGAUGAUUUACUGAUGGACAAAAGCAAAACCCAGCCCCAGUCUCAGCAGCAGCAGCAGCAGCAGCAGCAGCAGCAGCAGCAGCAGCAGCAGCAGCAGCAGCAGCAGCAGCAGCAGCAGCCGCCGCGGCAGCAGCAGCAGCAGCAACAGCUCCAGCCCGAGCCCGGUGCAGCCGAAGCCCCGUCCACGCCCCUCUCCUCAGAGACCCCCAAGCCCGAAGACAGUAGUGUAGUGCCGGCCCUCAGCCCCGCCUCGGCUCCGCCAGCCCCCAACGGCCCCGACAAGAUGCAGAUGGAGUCGCCACUCCUGCCGGGCUUGAGUUUCCAUCAGCCCCCUCAGCAGCCGCCGCCACCGCCGCAGGAGCCCCCGGCGCCCGGAGCGUCGCUGUCGCCGUCCUUCGGCAGCACCUGGUCCACGGGCACUACGAACGCGGUCGAGGACAGCUUCUUCCAGGGGAUCACCCCAGUCAACGGGACCAUGCUCUUCCAAAACUUCCCGCACCACGUCAACCCGGUCUUCGGAGGCACCUUCUCGCCGCAGAUCGGCCUGGCGCAGACCCAGCACCAUCAGCAGCCGCCGCCGCCAGCGCCGCAGCCGCCGCAGCCCGCGCAGCCCCCGCAGGCGCAGCCCUCGCAGCAGCGCCGCUCGCCCGCCAGCCCCAGCCAGGCGCCCUAUGCCCAGAGGAGCGCCGCCGCCUACGGCCACCAGCCCAUCAUGACCAGCAAGCCGUCCUCUUCCUCGGCUGUCGCAGCUGCUGCGGCCGCGGCCGCCGCCUCUUCGGCCUCAUCCAGCUGGAACACGCACCAAAGCGUGAACGCCGCUUGGAGUGCUCCGUCCAAUCCGUGGGGUGGCCUGCAGGCGGGCCGAGACCCUCGCCGCGCGGUCGGCGUGGGCGUGGGCGUAGGUGUGGGGGUACCCUCCCCGCUUAACCCCAUCUCGCCGCUCAAAAAGCCCUUCUCCAGCAAUGUGAUCGCUCCACCCAAGUUCCCCCGUGCAGCCCCGCUCACCUCCAAGUCCUGGAUGGAGGAUAACGCUUUCCGGACCGAUAAUGGUAACAAUCUGUUGCCUUUUCAGGACCGGAGUAGGCCCUAUGACACUUUUAACUUGCACUCCUUGGAGAACUCCUUAAUGGAUAUGAUAAGGACUGACCAUGAGCCUCUGAAAGGACGCAUGGGAAUAAAUUUUCACCAUCCAGGAACAGAUAACAUUAUGGCACUUAACACCAGGAGCUAUGGGCGGAGACGAGGUCGGUCUUCUCUCUUUCCCUUUGAAGACGCCUUCUUGGAUGACAGCCAUGGUGAUCAGGCCUUAUCAUCUGGCUUAAGUUCUCCCACUCGAUGUCAAAAUGGGGAACGAGUGGAACGCUACUCUAGAAAGGUGUUUGUUGGAGGCCUUCCUCCUGACAUCGAUGAAGAUGAGAUCACUGCCAGCUUUCGCAGGUUUGGACCACUCGUGGUGGACUGGCCUCAUAAAGCUGAGAGCAAGUCGUACUUCCCUCCUAAAGGCUAUGCCUUCCUGCUGUUCCAGGAGGAGAGCUCAGUGCAAGCUUUGAUAGAUGCCUGCCUAGAAGAGGAUGGGAAACUGUACCUGUGUGUGUCCAGCCCCACCAUCAAGGAUAAACCGGUGCAAAUCCGACCGUGGAACCUAAGUGACAGUGACUUUGUAAUGGAUGGCUCUCAGCCUUUGGACCCCAGAAAAACUAUCUUUGUUGGGGGAGUUCCACGACCCCUUCGAGCUGUUGAACUGGCAAUGAUAAUGGACCGUUUGUAUGGUGGUGUUUGCUAUGCUGGCAUUGACACAGACCCAGAGCUGAAGUACCCGAAAGGUGCUGGGCGUGUUGCGUUCUCCAAUCAGCAGAGCUACAUUGCAGCCAUCAGUGCACGCUUUGUGCAGCUUCAACACAACGACAUUGACAAACGGGUGGAAGUGAAGCCGUACGUGCUGGAUGAUCAGAUGUGUGAUGAGUGUCAGGGCACACGCUGCGGUGGGAAGUUUGCCCCAUUCUUCUGUGCCAAUGUCACCUGUCUGCAGUACUACUGUGAGUACUGCUGGGCCAGCAUCCACUCCCGAGCCGGCCGUGAGUUCCACAAACCACUGGUGAAGGAGGGAGGCGACCGCCCCCGGCACGUCCCGUUCCGCUGGAGCUGAGCCCCCGGCCGGCCAACACAGCUACAAGCACUGGAGUAGAUCACAAGGAGGAAGAGAGGACACUGCCUCAGGGCUCAUGGUGUUCUGGAAAUCUGUGCAUUCGUUCUCGAUUUUUAAAGAAGAAAUGGGUCUUUUUAUU
Arvicanthis niloticus (Nile rat) is the source of this 2336-nucleotide messenger RNA. NCBI's taxonomy places the organism in Eukaryota, Metazoa, Chordata, Mammalia, Rodentia, Muridae. The record is from RefSeq and is a predicted model, not a curated record.